Symbiodinium pilosum is the source of this 1791-nucleotide messenger RNA. The record is from the annotation of a GenBank genome assembly. NCBI's taxonomy places the organism in Eukaryota, Dinophyceae, Suessiales, Symbiodiniaceae.
AUGAAUUUCAUGGAGACAGUGGGUCUAGAGUGCGCCGUGUGGCCGCACCUGUACUGGUGCACGGAGAUGUGCGAGACCUAUGUGCGAAGCCAAGAUCUCCGCCGUCUGGCACGUGCAGAAGCCCCACAGCGCCAGCCAGCAAGGGGAGGCGACGACUCCGACUCCGACGAGGUUGACGAUCCUGAGCAGGAUUUCGUGUACGACCUCUGGCUUUGGAGCAGCUUGGGCGGGGCCAAGCACAGCAGCGGCGUCUCGCUGCGCGGCGCAUUGGCCGGAAGGUCGUUCUCGCCUGCGUACUGGCAGAAUAUGCACCUGGCGCUUGUAGACGUCGUCAAGCAGAUCGGCUUCCCGGCACUCUUCAUCACAGUCGCGCCCUUCGAGCCCACCGCGCCCUAUCACUUGUGGCUGGAGGACGAACUGCAAAAAACGCUGCGCACGCGCACCAAUUUGCCCGCAGCCGAGACGUUCCACUUGGCGCACCUCCUGGUCCAGGUGGCAGAAGGGCUGAUCUGUGGAAGCAACAAGCGGAACCGCAGCGAGAAGAGCAAGUGUUGGAAAGAGCACGUCUUGUCGGCUGCCGACGGAGAGACUGACACGGUGGUCGAGGUCUUCGGUCGCCUGGAGUUUCAGGAUGGCAAGCGCAAGCGCCAUGUCGGCCCUGCACAGAGCUACCAUGGCUCAGGGCGAGCUCAUCUCCACCUCCUCGUCUGGAUGAAGAACAUGGAUGCACUCGAUUGGUCCAAGGUGCUGAGGGCAGAUCUAGCAUCGCACGAGCCAGAGUUGCACGACCUAGUAAAAGACUCGCAACUCGACUACGACAACAGUGCGUGGCCGCUCCAGGAGGGACCCACCACCUUCGACCGGCAGAGCCAUCGCAUCCUGUUGCACCAUCCCGCAGAUGCCAAAGCCAAGCACGUGAGAGCCUUCCUCCCCGACGUCUUGGCAGCCAUGCAAUGUCACAUGGAUGUGCUGACCGGGGACGGGCGCGCUCUGCUGCUGCAAUAUGUAGCAAGCUAUGCGGCCAAAUUCAGUGACUCCUUCGCCCAGUCCUGGCUGAACGAGGAGGCGUCGGCAUACCACCUGGCUCGCAGGAUCCUCUCCGAGUACCAUCCGCUCGAACCGGAGAUGUGGCUGCAGCUUGGCGCGCAACACUUCAGGCAGGUGAUCGCAACGCCUGUGAUGCGAUGCCUGAGCGUCCGACCGCCCUGGACAGGUCCUCCUGGCGAGUGGGAGCAGCGAUACAUGGGCUGCUCCUGGCGGGAGGAUGACUGCACACUGCUUGAGUUCAUGCGAGCUUCGAACAAGAAUGGCCGCCAGCGCUCCACACGGACAGGAGGAGGCCGACGCCGUGUAGCGGUCGCUGCGCGGAUGAACAGCCACCUGAAGGAUGCCUAUUACGGGCAGUGGCUCGUCCUCAACGUGCCCUUCCGCAACCUGGACGAGCUGUGGACAGACAGGGAGCUGCGGAACCUGCAAGAGCAGCCUCUUGCGCGGGCUCCCCAUGCCGGCCGCCCUCUCUGUGUGCUGGGGCCUGCUGGCAGCGGCAAGUCAACCUGCCUGGAAGUGGUCGUGCAGCGGGCUGUCGAAGCAGGUGCCCAGGUUGGCGUUGCUUGCCCCACCGGCGUGCUGGCCAGCAGCUACAGGGUGAAGUUCCCGGACUUGGACGUGGACACGCUCCACGGCAUGUUCCGCCUGCACAAGCCCGAGCACGAGACGUGGGAUCUCAUGAUCGACUUCGACCUGAUAGUCAUCGACGAGGUCGGGCAGUUGUCUCGAGACAUCUUCGAGCGA